Molecule: messenger RNA, 1231 nt
Organism: Penaeus vannamei (Pacific white shrimp)
Lineage: Eukaryota; Metazoa; Arthropoda; Malacostraca; Decapoda; Penaeidae
Source: RefSeq, a predicted model, not a curated record
GCUAAUUUCUCUUGCUCUUUCACAGGUUUAGCAGUGUGACAUCUUUGGUUUUAGGAAAACCCCUGAAGUAGAGAAUUAUGAAGCCAUCUGGAGGACGACCACAGCCAUAUCUUUGCUUAUGUUGUGGCAAAGCAUUUGCAAAAAACAGUGAUCUAAAGAGGCAUACAAUGAUUCACACUGGGGAGAGACCUUUUGUCUGUGAAACUUGUGGUCUUGGUUUUAUUGAAAAUGCAAAGCUUAUUGUUCAUAUGCGACAUCAUACAGGUGAAAGGCCAUUUGAGUGUAAAGAAUGUGGCAAAAGCUUCAUCAAAAAGAGUGAUUUAAAGAACCAUAGUAAAACCCAUUCUGGGGAGAGAAAUUUCAUAUGUGGUGAAUGUGGAAAAGGUUUCCUCAAGAACAGUGAUCUGAAAAGACAUACACGCUUGCAUACAGGAUAUAAACCUUUUGUAUGUAUUGUUUGUAACUUGAGUUUUUCGGAGAGUGGGAAGUUAAGGAAACAUUUAAUGGUCCAUACUGGAGAAAAGCCAGUUGAAUGCGAGGACUGUGGUAAGAGGUUCACACAAAACUCUGAUCUUCGAAGACAUAUGAGAGUGCAUACAGGAGAGAGACCAUAUCAUUGCUUGCUUUGUAAUCAAAAUUUUAGUCAGAGUCAUACAUACAAGGAGCAUAUGAAGCAGCAUGUGGCUGUGGAGAUGACUGAACCAGAACAAGAGGAUGGGUUUGAUGAUUCAAACCAGAUUAUGCCCUCAGUGAACUUGAUACUAAGCCAGGUGAACGAUGCAUUACAAAGUCAUGGUGAUAAUGCAUUGCAGGGGCACGAAGCUGCCUUACUACAGGCAGAGGGCAAAGCUGGUACAUCUGAUUGUUCUAUGGAUAAAGAUAAUGAUGGUAGUGGAGCAAUUGUACUAAACCCUAAGUCAGAAUUAGCUGAGGAAGAAAUGCUUAGCUAUCUAGGAGAAGCUGGUCUUGGGGAUGUGACAGCUGCUGCAACCUCAGGUGUGCCAGUUUAUGUAAAACAAGAAGGGGUUUAGUGAAGACAGGUUAGAAUGUAUUAUUUACAAGAGUAAACUGUGUGAUAAAUAGACACUUUUACAUUACUUCAAUCUACAUGAGAAAACUUUUGCUACUGAUAUGCACUGUGUUCGUGUACCUGUUAUGAGCAGUAAAUCUUCAUUUGAAGUAUUUUAGGCUUAUAUGUCAACACUGAUGCUAAUAUGAAAGGUUAUAUGAA